Messenger RNA from Closterium sp. Naga37s-1, 219 nucleotides. NCBI's taxonomy places the organism in Eukaryota, Viridiplantae, Streptophyta, Zygnematophyceae, Desmidiales, Closteriaceae. The record is from the annotation of a GenBank genome assembly.
GGACGGCCUGCGAUUGGGAAGGGAAGAGGGGAGAGAAACGGGCUUGGCGCAUGGGUUCAUGAUAGGGGACGAGCUGGGCUUCAUGUGGGGUUGUGCAGCUGCGUGGAAGCAGGUCAUCCAGUCAACCCCGUCCACACGAUUCUCCCCCAGGGCAACCAAAGCCGUGCACCAGCUGCAGCAACUCAUAUCCGACUUCCCCAUAACCAACCCCGAAGAUGA